AUGGCGGUUGUCGGACUUGACUUAGGAAACUUUUCAGCUUACAUCGGGAUUGCGCGCGCUGGUGGCAUUGAAAUUAUUGCAAAUGAGUACUCUGAUCGGCUUACACCAACGUACAUUACAUUUGCACAACGGACACGUGCAAUUGGUCAAGCAUCAAAAGCUCAAGAAGUCACACAUGCGAAGAACACGAUAUGUAAUUUCAAACGUUUAUUAGGGCGCAAAUAUAACGAUUCAUUUGUACAAAGCGAAAAACAAUUAAAUGCUUAUUCUAUUGUCGAAGGAAAUAAUGGUUCUGUGCAGAUUGAGGUUGAUUAUCUUAAUGAGCGAAAACGUUUUUCACCAGAACAAAUUACGGGCAUGAUGUAUACAAAACUGAAACACAUAGCCGAAUCAACAUUAUCUACGAAAGUUGUUGAUUGUGUAGUUGGUGUUCCAUGCUAUUUCACUGAUGCUGAACGACGUGCAAUGCUUGACGCAGCCCAAAUCGCCGGUUGGAAUUGUUUGAGAUUGCUUAACGAAACAACAGCUGUUGCAUUAUGUUAUGGUAUUUAUAAGCUUGAUCUGCCUGAACAAACGGAAAAGCCCAGAUUAAUUGCAUUUGUCGAUAUGGGCUAUUCAGCAUUACAAACAUCGAUUGUUGCAUUUAACAAAGGAAAAUUAAGAAUGUUAGCAACGGCUUUUGAUCCAUCGUUGGGUGGUCGUGAUUUUGAUCAAAUUAUCAUGGAUCAAAUGCGUGAAGAUUUUAAACAACGUUAUAAACUUGACUCAUAUAGCACAGCAAAAGCUAAAUUACGUUUAAAAGCCGAAUGUGAAAAGACAAAAAAAUUAAUGGGUACAAAUUUACAACCUAUACCAGUUGGUUUAGAAUGUUUUAUAGAUGAUAAAGAUGUUAAUGGAAAAAUUCAGAGGAGUGAAUUUGAAGAAUUAGCUAAACCAUUACUGGAUCGUUUGAAAAACGUGCUCGAAAAUCUUUUAAACGAAGCCAAAGUUACCGCUGAAGAUAUUGAAUCGGUUGAAAUUGUUGGUGGAUCAACACGCAUACCGGUCGUGAAGCAAAUUGUUUCUGAUAUAUUCAAAAAAAAUCCGAUGACAACUAUGAAUGCUGAUGAAAGUGUUGCGCGUGGUUGUACGUUGAUGUGUGCGAUAUUGAGUCCAACAUUUAAAGUCAAAGAAUUUAAAAUUGAGGAUUGUCAACCAUACCCGAUCACAUUAUCAUGGCACGGUGCAAUCAAUGAAGAUAAUGAAGUUGAAGUAUUUAGUCGAUGGAAUACUGUCCCAUCAACAAAAAUGUUGUCGUUUUAUAAACGUGAACCAUUAACAAUCGAAGCACGUUACUCAUAUCCAAAUGAUAUUCCAUAUUCUGAGUCAAAAAUUGGGCAAUAUUGCAUUGAAAAUAUUCAGCCACAACCGGACGGUACUCCAUCAAAAAUCAAAGUUAAAGUUCGUCUGAAUCGAAAUGGAAUAUUUGAUAUUACUCAAGCGCUAUUAAUUGAAUCAGUUGAAGAAGAGGCGGUGAUUGAAGAAGCAAUGGACACAGAUAAAACUGCUAAAGACGGUAAAGCAGCCCCAACACCUACAACACCCCAACAAAAGCCAGCGCCUCAACCGCAAGGACAGGAAACAAACGGUGGUGAUCAGACAACACCAGGAAAUGGUCAGCCGUUGCCCACCGAUACCGGUGAUGCUCAAAAUGAUGAAAAGGAGAAAGAUGAUGAUGAAGGAGGGGAGAAGAAAGGUGACAAAACGAAGAAAAAAUCGCGCAAGAAAGAAAUUGAGCUACCAAUAACAUCGCGUGUUCCAGUAACAAGCAGAAAUGAACUAGAUCGUCUUAUUGAAGCCGAAUUGGACAUGAUAUCUCAAGAUAAAAAAGAAAAAGAACGUUCUGAUGCUAAAAAUGCCGUUGAAGAAUAUGUUUACGAUAUGCGUGGUAAACUUGAUGGUGGCGAAUAUGAAAAAUAUAGCGAUGACAAACAUAAACAACAAUUGCUAAACGAUUUACGUUCGACGGAAGACUGGUUAUACGAUGAAGGAAUGAAUCAAGAAAAAAAUGUUUAUGUAGACCGACUAAAAGGGUUAAAAAAUCUCGGUGAUCCAAUCAAACAACGUUACACGGAAGCAGAAAAUCGUACACAUUAUUUUGAAGCACUCGGAAAAUCGUUACAGCGUAUUGAUGAAGCACUACAACAAUGGCGUUCUAAAAAUGAAAAAUACUCACAUAUAGAACAAGCAGAUAUUGAAAAAGUUCAUAAAUAUUUGAAUGAAAAGCAACAAUGGUACGAUCAGUCGAUGAAUCGUGUUCGAUCACAAAAAUUAUCUGAUGAUCCACAAAUAUUAUGUUCACAAAUAAAACAAGAACGCGAGGCAUUGGACAACUUUUGCUGGCCAAUAUUAAAUAAACCAAAACCAAAAGUUGAACUACCGAAAGAUGACGAGAAAAAGGCAGAUAAUCCAAAAGACAAAAAAGCAUCUCCAUCGAAAAAUCAAAAUCAACAGCAGCAGCAGCAAGGCCAAGAUCAACAACAGCCACAAACAUCCCAAUCGUCAAUGGAAGUUGAUUAA
Messenger RNA from Didymodactylos carnosus, 2559 nucleotides. NCBI's taxonomy places the organism in Eukaryota, Metazoa, Rotifera, Eurotatoria, Philodinida, Philodinidae. The record is from the annotation of a GenBank genome assembly.